This is a messenger RNA of Pseudo-nitzschia multistriata, 2843 nucleotides long. The record is from the annotation of a GenBank genome assembly. Lineage: Eukaryota; Bacillariophyta; Bacillariophyceae; Bacillariales; Bacillariaceae.
GAUUGAGGGAUCUCGAGCUCGGUGUUUCCACAAAUUCCUGCCGAAAAAUGGUGCAAUCAUUGAAUGCGAAGGCAUUGGCAACCUUGGCGUACGUGCUGAGACAUCCAACGUUAAUUGUUCCGCACGUAUCGGUGGCAAAUGUAUCUGAACUCAAUUACAGAGCCAUGAAGGAAUGCGCAGGUAUUCGUGCGAUUUUGUUUGACAAGGACAAUACUUUGACCGCUCCCUACGACAUGACUGUGCAUCGGGAUGCAGCGAAGGGACUGAAAAGGGCGAAAGAAAUAUUUGGAGCAGAAAACGUAGCAAUUAUGAGCAACAGCGCUGGAACAAAGGACGACCCAGGCUACGAGGACGCCAAAAUGAUCGAAGAAGCAUUGGGGAUCGCUGUGAUUCGGCACGACGAGAAAAAGCCAGGAGGACUGGACGAGGUCCUAAAACAUUUUGAUGUAGACGAUCCCGCCACCUUGUGCAUGGUCGGAGAUAGACUAUUGACGGAUGUUGUUUUCGGUAAUCUUCAUUCCAUGCUCACUAUUCACACUUUGCCUUUGUGCAAAGGAGCGGAAAACCGGCAAGACAACACCCCUUCCAAGAUUAUUCGAUACAUUGAAAACAAAGGACUCUAUGGAAAUUGGUUCGGAAGCCGGAUGUUGUACAGAAAUCACGAUUCGAAACACAAGUACUGGUCUGGGGAAAAAGAACAUUCGUUAAAAAUAUCGAUUGAAGAAUCUGCUGGCGACGGCACAGCACAAUUUUAGGCACAAAUAUUGAGGGAUCACAAGACUUGAACUAGUAGCUUCUGUAUGGUUUUGCGUGGCUUUUUCUUCAUUUUUCGUCUGAACAUAAAGCACUAUCUGCCAAACUAAUGAGUUAACUCAGGGUUCGCUUGAAUGAAUCAGUCGUUGUUCAGCUAUGAAGAGAAACUUUUUCCGACUAUACUUUUAUCGAGAUUGGCAUUCGCAAACACCACGCGAUUAUUCCGUCUAUAUGCAUACAACACAUAAAAUUCCUUUCUACCCACAAGAAUAGUAAUGUUCUUCCUUCCUUCACUUUUUGUCAUGGCGGUAUCAGGGGAGGAGAAAACUUGCGUUGUCGAUUUGGUUUUGUUUGCGGCAUCACAUCGUCCUUGAUCCAAGAUCGAAUGAGACCAUGUGAAACGCUUAGUGACAAAGAGCUUAAUCUCUUUGCACUUGCCUUUUCCUUUUCGUAAUUUAAGAGUGCUUGAUUUAUUGAAUACACCCACUCGUCUCUUUCGACCUCUCCAGAGCAGCUGAAAAUACGUGUAAUCUGGAGUGAGCUUUCUGGGUUUACAGAUUUCUUGACAUGAUAUAUUUUGAACCGAAACGGACGUUUGCUGUUCCUCUUGUCAUCACCAAGAUUGUUGUCUGGAAGGAUAACUGCAGAAUCUAAUGAUAUUACAGUGGAUGGAGAGGGCGAGUGAUAAUCCCAGAAGAUUUGUAGGAGUGGAACAUCCACUUCGUGCCCAUCUGUCCUAGCUUUCUGAAAAUAGUAUAGUAGUUUCGUUCGAUGGACAGUCAAAAUUAUGUCAAUGUGCUAUUGCUUCCACAAAGUCUAUAUACGGGUCACAACAUAGUUUUCUUACCACAAGAACAGCCCACCGUGGUUUCCAAGCUUUCGAUCCUAUCCAGUCGAACCCCGAGCCUUUCUUGUCGAGAUAUCCGUGGAAAACGACACUCUUGAUUCUAUAUGCAGUGCCCAAUGCAAGGACCCCAGGAAACAUACGGUCGAUAUUGUCCAGAUCCUCGGUAUCAUCGUCAUUGCUGUCUUCCGACUGCACUUGAAAGAGGCUUCCAUAAUGCUGAUAGUGAGUCGAAGAUUUCUUAAAAACAACUACACGGUUUGGAUCAAUGCAGUGUUUUCGGCUACAACAUGGACAAACACCGUCAUGACUCGCAUUAGAAAAUUUAUUGUUGCCGAUAGCCGAAACGUCCAUGUUGAAGGGUGGAUUUUCUCCACGACUUGUCAGGGAUUCCGAUGUAUCGCGAAGAAUACUUUCGCUCUCCCUGCAUGUACCGAUGGUGAAGGUCAUUCUAUCCUUUGCGGUGCUAGAGAUACAGGGCAUGACCAUUACUACUCCCACAUUAUCUUGAGUUUUGCGGUUGAUGGUGUGGCAGUGCGGUACAGUGACUGAUCCGUCCGGGUAAGUGCGAAUUUAAGUUCCAAAUAUACAGAGUACUACUACCUACCAGAUCUAGCAUUCUCAAUCGAUUUGAAUCUGCCUUUUUUCGUGCUUCGGAUUUUAAGUACGAACCCGUUGUAGCUUUGUUCUCAAUUAUCAAGUUGAAAGAGCAUCGCGGGACUAAAGUUUCAUUUUAUAAAGUAACAGACCUGAAAAACAUACUACUAUUCAAAACAUAUUGUAGCUGACAUAACAAAUUGAAAUUCUUACACGAGGUAACAGAUUUUCGCGUACCCUUCUUGUUCUGAUUAUCAAUCCCCGUUGAAAGCAAGGGACCCCAUUCCUGGUCGGUCAAUCGAAAUAGCGCUAACGUCACAUCAAAGUUCUAACAUCUUUCAGCUCUUUCGGUUAGAACAUACAAUACCGUAUCGAGCAACGGAAAUGUACACUAAUCGUUGUGUUUCGAUUUGACAUGGGCACGUUCUAUCGAAAUAAGCUCCUGUAACCUGCGAAAGAUCGGAUAGCCGACCAAGAAAAUCAUGACUCCCCACAGACUUGCUGGUACCAUCCCAAGCUCUAGCAGUUUCACAGCGUUGUGGACACCUACAGUAGCCUCAAUUCCAUGUGCAACAACCGAAAACCAAAAGGCACCGCAAAUUGAAUAUGAAAAUGUCCUUGGAGAUCCAAAUAUAGCAGUUAAAGUUCU